AUGUCUACCGAAGCCUACGAUCAUGCCAGCAAAGUCGAGCAGAAUGCUGGCGCUUACCAACUGGAGCAGGUUAGGACCGCAGGAGGCCAUGUCGCGGAUCGAGGCCAGCCAGCAAUGCCAGUCGUUCAUCGCAACUUCGCCAACCCAGCACCCUUGGGCCUCCUCUCCUUCGCCACUGGCAUCUUUCUAAUCUCUAUCCUGGGCGUCCACGCGCGCGGCAUCCAGACGCCAAACAUCCUCGUCGGUGUCAUCAUGUUUUUCGGCGGCAUUUGCCAGUUCAUAGCGGGAAUCAUGGAAUUCAUCGCAGGCAACUCCUUCGGCGCCACCGUCUUCCCCUCCUACGCCGCUUUCAACUUUAGCUAUGCCAUGAUAUUCAUACCAGGCACCGGGAUCAUGGCUGCUUACACCGACCCCAACACCGGCGAACUUACUCCGGACUUUAAUAAUGCCUUGGGCAUGUUUGCCUGGGCUUGGUUCAUCCUGACGGUCAUCUUCACCAUCGCGGCAAUGCGGAGCUCGUGGAUCUUAUUUCUCACCCUUUUCUUCCUCGACAUCGAAUUGCUCCUAUUGGCUGUCGGAUACAUGCUGUCUAGCAGCUCAAUCUUGAUUGCAGGGAACUCAGUGGGCUUUCUCGUUGCCCUCUGCAGCUAUUGGGCCGGUUGCGCCGGAUUAUACAGUGGCGGCCUCACCCCCUUCGAAAUCCCAACUUUUGCGAUGCACAAGGCAGACUAG
Saxophila tyrrhenica is the source of this 732-nucleotide messenger RNA. RefSeq lists its product as uncharacterized. Lineage: Eukaryota; Fungi; Ascomycota; Dothideomycetes; Mycosphaerellales; Extremaceae. The transcript is spliced from 2 exons. Gene Ontology annotation, cellular component: plasma membrane. Gene Ontology annotation, molecular function: acetate transmembrane transporter activity. The record is from RefSeq and is a predicted model, not a curated record. Bases 1 to 732 code for a protein of 243 amino acids.